Messenger RNA from Physella acuta, 915 nucleotides. RefSeq lists its product as uncharacterized. Gene Ontology annotation, molecular function: protein binding. The record is from RefSeq and is a predicted model, not a curated record. Lineage: Eukaryota; Metazoa; Mollusca; Gastropoda; Physidae.
CGAUUCCUUCCAUGUAAGAUUACAGCAGCUUAAAAAAACAGCCAAACAUGUCGGGUUUAUCUUGGUGCCUACUUUUAAGCUUGUUCGGAACAAUGUCAGCUCAGUGUAUCAGCAGUACAGCUUUAAUGUUUGAGAAUAAAUGCUACGAGAUAGUCAAUACGCCAAUGACAUGGCAGGAUGCGAAGAAAUUUUGCGCGAACUUUACUGGAAAAAGAUCACUGGCAAAAGUUUUGACUGCCUCGGAAAUGCUUUUUUUAAAUCGCCCAAGGAAUGUAAAUAGCAACAGAAUGUGGAUCGGAGCAAACGAUAUUGAUGCUGAAGGUAGCUGGGUGUGGUUGGAUAAAACGGCUGUUAAUCUAACGACUCUGUGGUACGGCAACGAACCAAACAACUUAAACGGCAAUGAAGACUGUGCUGAAUUGUUCGUAAAUGGAUUGAUAAACGAUGCGCCUUGCGAUGAUUUGAAACCCUUCAUCUGCAUGGAAGAAGAAAAACAGUCACCAACACCAACCACUGUGGCAUUUACGGCAGGGCUACUGAAAUCAACAGACGCCGUCGCCAAAGACACAAUUAUUUACACUGAAGUUAUAACUAACAUCGGCAACGCUUACAGAAAUACCACGGGUGUUUUUAAAUGUCCAAAGGCUGGUGUAUAUAGCUUUCAAAUUCACGGCGUCGCUAGCAAGGGGAUGGAAAUAGGUAUCUCUCUUACUAAGAAUAAAAUCAGAAUUGUAUCUGUACAAGCCAAGUCUCUCCAGGAACAAUCUGCUGCUGGCAACUCGGCCGUGUUGAUGUUAGAGAAAGGUGACGAGAUUUCCGUACAAGCCACAAGCUGCGGGAGUCUAUACGGUGCUGGCGGUCAGAUCCUCAACACGUUCUCUGGCUUUUUGAUUGCUUAGUCGACAUAAAAACUUA